UUACAUACUGCCUUAGAAUAGUAAGGUGGUAUAACAUGUUCAGCGACAUACCUAAAACAACAGCGUUUGGUGUAUCAAUGAAACUUCUAAGAUGAACUCGGAAUCUGAGUGUGUAAUGGCUAACAUUGGGCCAAAUAUUGGUGAAAGGAGGAAUGUUAUUAUUGCCAUGGAUGGAAGCGAUUACGCAGAGGGAGCAUUCAAGUGGUACAUGGAUCAUGUACAUAGAGCGGAUGAAGACCACGCCAUUCUGCUGAAUGUGACAGAUCACAGACACAGUUUAACUCAUGGCUCUGCCUGGAUGACGGCGGAUCCUAAAUUGGUCGAACAUGCCGUCCAUGAAGAAGAGAAGAAGGCCAGAGAAAUGGAGAAAAAGCUUGAAGGUUAUCUAAUUGAAACAGGAAUAGAGGGACAGGUUGUGAUGGUAAAGGGUGACCCAGGGCCUACUGUUACCAAAGUGGCAGAGGAAUACAAUGCGGCCUACAUUGUAACUGGAACAAGAGGUCAUGGAAAAAUUAGACGGACAAUUUUAGGAAGUGUUAGUGACUAUGUAGUGCAUCAUUCUGCAGUGCCAGUGCUUAUUUACAGACAAUAGAAAUAUUCUACCCGUAUCCCACAACAAAUGAUAAACGAACGCAGUUUGUUUGGCUGAAAGGCAACAGAUCUAGAACUCUCACAAACAAGCAAUUUUGGUAAAAAUAUCAUUUUUCAUUGAUAUUUAAUGUGGAAUUCACGACUGUUAAAAAAAGAUAUGAAUAUAUCUCGAUUAAUAAAUUAAUCUUGUUUUCUUAAGAUAAAGCAUUUGCCAUUAGGCAAAUAUAACAAUGUUUAAGGUAUGUCACUCGUGAAAUUUGUUAAAUCAAGAAUUUUUUGAGAAGUAUAUUUUGGAUAAGUACUCUUAUAGUGUGACUCAAAAUCGUAGAGAAAAUAGGGGGUCAGUGUGCAUCUUAAUUUAAUUUAAUCAAUAUUUUAUUAUGUUAGAUUACAUAAUUGGAUUGGACAUCAGGCACGGCCUAUAUAAGUCCUCUCCAAUAUAAGUCCUCUCCAAGUUGUGCAUCUUACUGAUUUACGGUACAAUUAAGUUGACCUUUUUGCACAUAAACUUUAACUCUUUGGUAAAUUACUUUAACCUUUAUCAUAUUUUAUCAGAUGUAAUGAUGGCAAUAAAUAUAAUUUUAUUUUAUGUAAAAUAGUUUGAAUAGUAUUUAUCACUGAACAAAUCUUGCAAAUUAAUGCGCAUGAAUUAUUGUGUGAUUUUUUUGCACUAAAAAGAAGCAUAUUCCGGGUAUCAAAAAACUAAAUAGGCAAUAAAACCUUUCCUUAAAUCAAGCUUUUUACGAAUUAAGUGCUGAUCAGUUACAAGUAUCAAGUACUUUAAAAUAAUGGAAGAAAAAGUUGGUGUCAGUGAUGUUAAUUUUGAAAUAUUGGUCAAAAUGUCUGAUUUUAAGUAGAAAAAUGGUAUAAAUUUUAUGUAGACUUAUAUGACAUAUCUUCAUUUUUUGGCAAAAUUUGUUUAACGAAGGUGUAAAACUUGUUCUAAAGAUAUAAUUUAAGACCUAUAUAAAGUUCUAAGAUAUUAAAUUUAAUAAAUGUGCAGAUUUGCAGAAUUAUCUGCUAAACAUCCUUCCACUACAAGAAAUAGUUCCUCAUAAAUCUUGCUCCUUUGUGGCUUUUUGAGCAAUUUUUUCGUUGAAUGUUAAAACAUAAACAUUGUUGAAUUUAAAUAUGUUAUAAAAAUUGAAUUUUAAUAAAUAUUUUUGAAGCAAGAGGAUCUGCGUGAACAUUUCUUAAAAGCUGACGAGUGACAUACCUUAAGAAAAAAAAUCGUUUCAAUGAAAUGAAUCCUAUAGGUGUGAUGUACUCGUAUUUGAUACAAAUUUUUCUUUAUGUAUGAAAGCCUUUUUGGUUGUUGAUAGAUUACUAUGAAUUUUGGUGUUUUAGAAAUGAUGCUUGUAUGUCAAUAGUUAAUCUAUGGUGCAUAAUCUAUUAAUGAUGUAGAGUUUUCACAUGUUUUUGACAUUUAAUGUCCUUUUAUAUAUUCCAAUCAAAGUUUUUUACCUAAGAAAUUGUAUCAGUUUUAUAUUUCAAAUAAAUGAAAAACAAAAA
This is a messenger RNA of Saccostrea cuccullata (small rock oyster), 2103 nucleotides long. RefSeq names its product universal stress protein YxiE-like. NCBI's taxonomy places the organism in Eukaryota, Metazoa, Mollusca, Bivalvia, Ostreida, Ostreidae. The transcript is spliced from 4 exons. The record is from RefSeq and is a predicted model, not a curated record. The coding region runs from base 92 to 592 and encodes 166 amino acids.